Molecule: messenger RNA, 2618 nt
Organism: Corticium candelabrum
Lineage: Eukaryota; Metazoa; Porifera; Homoscleromorpha; Homosclerophorida; Plakinidae
Exons: 8
Coding region: 699-1511 (270 amino acids)
Source: RefSeq, a predicted model, not a curated record
UAAUGGCAAACUUCCUUGGCGCACUGCGGCUCAUAACUUGGUUGCAUUUCUUCGUGUUUGCUUCUAGUUCUCCUCUGCUAGGAGUCAAGAAGAAGGACUUUGAAGGAAAAGAUGGACAGUUUCAUGCUUUUGUAAACAACUCGUUAGCUCUAGAGAAAGGAGGAUGAAUUGCUAUGUAUUUACAAGGAUGGUAAGAGACCAUACCAACUGACUGAUGGUAAACUGAGAAGACGACUGAGGAAAGCACUAGAUGAACAGAAGUAUGCUGUUCUGUUUGCUGAGGGCGCAGUGAGACCAGAAACCAUCAAGUUGUGUUUCAUCAGUUCAGAAGGAGCAGGAAAGAUGACACUCAUGGAGGCUCUCAAACGAGGGUGGUUCAGACGAAUUUUCACAAAUGAGAAUCAAGCAGACAACCCGGAUUGUGAAGAGGAACGCACGAUUGGUAUCAACAUGAUGACAGCCCUUAUUCCAGGAGUGGGUCUUGUCUCACUGUGGGACCACACAGGUCAAAAGCAGUUCCACAAAACCCACGGCCUUUUCUUCUCUCCAUCCAACUCGUUCUUCAUCUUGCUAGUGAGUCUAGUGAGAGGAAAGGAGAGACGACGGUGCAGCGAUGAGGAGUUGUGAGAUGAGCUUCAGUACUGGCUCUCAUUUUCAGAUCCAGUUUGGAUGGAGGUUUUGUACCCACAGUGUUGAUAAUGGCCAGUCGAGGAGAUUAUUAUCGUGAUGGUCAGCGUGUGUUGCAGCGUGUGGUCGACUACAUUCGUGAGCUGUUCAAAGGCAAGAUCAACAUCAUUCAAGAAUGUUUGGUUAUCGACUGCAGGCAGAGCAAACCUCCUGAAAUGAACCAACUGACAAAGUUGUUACGUGGCAUUAAGCAGCAACUUGAGGAGUCUGCUCCUCUGUAUCCUCGUCUUUGUCAGCCAGUCGAGUCCAAGUUACUUCGUUCCCUUCGGAACAAACAAGAAUAUCCAUUCAUAGAGACGGCAACACUCAUGGAGAGGAUUGAGCAGGAAGCAUGUCCGGGACAAGAGAAGAAGGUUGUAGAGAAGGUAGUUGGUUUUCUGGAUGAAUCAGGAGAGAUUGCUGUUGUUGGUGAUGUGGCCGCUCUCAAUCCUGCUUGUCUACAUCAAUAUGCCAUCGAUCCUAUUGUUGCAUCUGAGGAUUUCAAGUGGCAUGUCAGGUCAGAGAGAAUUGAUGGCACAGUAACAAAAGAAGAAGCAAAAACGGCAAUCGAUCAUUACUUGAGAGAUCACAAGAUUGCUAUUCAACUCUACACAGAUAAAGUUCUCCCUAUCACAAAUCUCUUGGUGUCUGCUUCAAAGUCGAAGGCAGAGAUGACAAGUACAUGUUUCCAGCUCUCUUGCCUCCUAAGGAUCUGUCUGUCAUGUGGGAGAAAGAUGAGAGUAAGAAAGUGUAUGUCGGUCGACGUCAAGUGUGCAGCAGUCAGACGACCAUCUUCAGUCCAUCUACAUUCUGCAUGUUUCAAUCUAAAGUUUGCACAACACUAGAUCCAACGGCAAGGCUGUGGAGGGAUGGACUGAUCUUAUCACAAGGCAGUACAGUUCAUAAUCUCAUUGAGUGUUUGGUGGCCAUGAUAGAUUCUGUUUGUUCUGUUGACUUUGUGUGUUAUGGAGGCAAACAAACCGAAGCAGAAUGUGUUUUACUGCUGGACACUGUCAUGUCGCUUUGGACAGAUAUGUUAGACAGCUCCAGUCCGGGCACUGAAUAUCAGACUGAAUAUCUGAGCAGAAAGCAUUUGGAGGAACACAAAGAACUGAAAUAAGUCACUACCUACUCUGAGGAGAAAAUCAAGGAAGCAAAAGCAAAGGAAGAAGGAGCAUAUGCUGCUGUCAAACAAACAGUUGGUGAUAAGGUGAUGGUAGAAAGUCUUGGUGACCUGCUGAUCGUAUCCAGCAGACCAGUGACUGGACAGUGCAAUGUGACUUUGACGGCCGAUAUGAAAAUAGAUGUUUUAAGGGAAUUGGGGCUAGAAGAAGCUUCUCACUUGAGAUUUACAUUUCAACAAGCACAUGACAUGUUUUGUGUGUAAGAAACAUGCCCGAUUUCAAGUCCAUAAGAGAUGCUGUUGUUAAGCACUGCAGUAGCCAGUGGUAUGAGAUUGGGUUGACCAUAUUGAGACUCAACAGUAUGAGAUCAGAAGACAGAACAUUUGAUAUACCGUAUUCUACUGGCAAAUUGCUUGCUCUCAUUGAAGCACGAAGGACUAAAGAUGGAGGAAGGAAGACGGCAGAGGACUUGUUGAGGAUGUGUUAUGAGAUAUCUACACCAGUAUGUGAAGAAAUGAAAGUUGAAUUUAAGAGCAAACAGACAUAAAAGACGAUUAUUGCCUCUCACACAACCUCCUGUAGGUACUCUGCUAGGAUGACGACGUUUUGCUCUAGAAACAAUUUAUUGUAUUGAUUCAAUCAUUAUGUUGAACACUUUAGAGUAUUGUUACACAUUUUGUCAAUUGUGUGAGAUUGAUCAGUUGAACGAUUGUUUGUCUUCCCUCAGCAAAUUGUAACAAGUAGGUAAUACACGUGGUUAUGCUCAAGUUGUAUCAACUUACCAUCAGGACAGACUGGCAAAUGAAUGAUAAUUUGAGUUUUACUUUC